UGGACGCGGGGGUAUUUAAAAACAAACCCGAGCAUUGGGGCCAGGCACACACACAGGGCACAAGAAGUUGCAAUUUAAAUCCUCCACUCUGGAUGUUUUGAAGUCCUUUACCAGCUACCUCGCCAGUGCCGCAAGCAUGGUCCGCCCUGCACAUACCCCGAAGCGGAUGCUGACCUCCACCCCCAAGGCAGGAGCCAAGCCACCAGAGGAACUCCCAAAGCUGUCCACUACCUCCUCCUCUGCAGCCACCACCCCUACCAAGCGCCGCCGCUCUUCCUUGUAUCCCAGAAAGAAGAGUUCCAAGGGGCCCAAUAAGUCCGGCAACACCCCAGCUCGCAGGCACAGGUUCCGGCCCGGCACUGUCGCCCUGAAGGAGAUCCGCCACUACCAGCGCACCUGGAACACUCUCAUCCCCAAACUGUCUUUCUCUCGGCUGGUGCGGGAGAUCCUUGGAGAGUACCGUAGUGAUCUCAGGAUUCAGUCACUGGCAUUGCAAGCCCUGCAGGAGAGUGCCGAGGUGUUCCUGACCGGCCUGCUGGAGAGAGCCAACCUGUGCAGCAUUCAUGCCCGUCGCAUCACUAUCACGCCGCCAGACAUGAAGCUGGUCCGGCGCAUCUUGGAUGAUUAGUGGUGCUUUCCUGGCCAUUCGACCUCCUCCCAAGGCUUAGCCACUGGGGGAAGGGUAUCUUACUAAAUUCUGCAAUCCUAUCUUCCUCUGCAUCACUACCUCUGUCACCUUUCCUCAUGCAUCUGCCAUGAAAAUCCUAGCCACUCCCAUCUGGAAGCUGGCCAUAGUGUGUGGCACACACACUUUAGAAGUAUUAUGUUUAAAUUUUCAGAGAAAUCACUUAGUUCAUAAAUUUUUAGAUAUAUUUGUAAAGUGGCAAAGAAAAUCCACCAGUGUAACUGUUCCAUGUCUUUAAGGGUGUAUUCUUUUUCCAUGUGUGAAACAGUGUGAGGGGAUGGAGCAGGGUGUUCUUUUGAAGGACUGUAACUCAUAACAGUGCAGACAAAAUGCAUGUAUUGAGGUCAGUUCUCAUGUUUUUAUAUGUUUCCAAUUUUUUAUUUUAUUUAUGUACCAGGCUGACUGAAGAGACUAACUAGUCCACUCACUGCUCUUUGAGAACUAACAAAUACAAUGGCAGCAUUCUUCCAUCCUACUCAUGGGGUUUUACAGUAGUUGUGUAGUUGCAUUUCCAAGAUUUGUUUUUCCUCUAUAUGUAUGUAUAAUUAAAGGAUCUAAUUUGUACCUGACAUUAUACUUAGUCUUUUCACUGCCAUUUUUCAUAAAGAAUCAAUUUGUAAA
Messenger RNA from Scylla paramamosain (green mud crab), 1306 nucleotides. Its product is annotated as histone H3-5-like. Lineage: Eukaryota; Metazoa; Arthropoda; Malacostraca; Decapoda; Portunidae. Gene Ontology annotation, molecular function: structural constituent of chromatin; protein heterodimerization activity; DNA binding. Bases 137 to 628 code for a protein of 163 amino acids. Gene Ontology annotation, cellular component: nucleosome. The record is from RefSeq and is a predicted model, not a curated record. The transcript is spliced from 4 exons.